GGCGGGGUUGAAGUCUCCACAUUGGACUUAAAAACCACUCCCUGCUCUCCUGCUCUUGUUUUCAAGUUGGAAACUGCUCACUGUGGUCUGCUGUUUGGAGAGAAAGCGAAUCUUCGGGCCAUCAUGGACGACGACUUUGACCGCCGCAUGGAGCUGAGGAGGCAGAGGAGAGAGCAAAUGCGCCUGGAGGCCGAGAAAAUAGGUUACACCGACGACGACGACGACGGCGGGGAAGCGGCUCGUGAGCAAAGGAGACGUGCGAGGGAGGAGAGGAAGAAGAUGAGAGAAUCAGAAGAAUCCGGCGACGUGAUCAACGCCAACGAUGUGGCGGAGAGCAAAGCCUCAUGUUCCUCUGCCAUGAGUAUCGCGGUCACAGAUGACGAGCAGGCUCUGGAGGAGCGCCUGGCCAAGAGGGAGGAGCGAAGGCAGAAGAGGAUGCAGGAGGCCAUCGAGAGGCAGAAGGAGUUGGACCCAAGCUUCGCCGCGGCCAACGGGAUCGACGGGUCGCCAGAAAACCAGGCGGACGUCGACGGAGGGAGGCUGAGAGACGCAGAAGAGGAGGAGGACGAGGAGGAGAAACAAGUCCAGGAGGAGGUGACUGAUGAUGAUACAAAGGAAGAGGACAAGACUGAAGCUGAGGACGAGGAAGAGGCUGCUCCUGAUGUUGACAAGGAAGAAGAAAAACAGCAAAGGAUAAGGAAAGAAGAGGAGGAGGACCGUCAGCAGAAAGAAAUGGAGGAAAAGAGGAGGAUAGAGGAUGAAGAGAGGCAGAAAAAAGAGGAGAGGAAGAAGAGAGAAGAGGAGGAGCGACAGGAAAGGGAAAUGGAGGAGAGGAGGAAAAAGGAAGAGGAGGAAGAACAAAAGCGGGAGCUGGAGGAGAGACGCAGGAAAGAGGAGGAGGAGGCGGAGAAGCGAAAACGGGAGAUGGAGGAGGAGAAAAAACGGAGGGAGGAGCGAGAAAAAUGGGAGCUGGAGGAGAAGAAGAGGAAAGAGGAGGAAGAAAAACGGCAGAAAGAAGCAGAGGAGAAAAACAAGGAGGACGAGCAGAAGAGGAAAGAGAUGGAUGAGAGGAAAAAGAAAGAAGAAAAACGGAAAAGGGAAGCCGAGGAGAAGAAUAAGAAAGAUGAGGAGGAGAAACGCAAAAAGAGAGAGAUAGAGGAGAAGAAAAAGAAAGAUGAGAAUGGAACAGCCAAACAGAAUGGAGCACUCAUUGAGAAUAAACUGAAAAAGCCAGACAAGCUAUCCAGAAACGACGUUCCUUCAGUGGAGCCGGCAUUCUCGGAGCGCCAGGAGGCCGAGCGCCAGGAGGCCGAGCGCAAGCUGCAGCAGCUCCAGCAGCGGCGGCACGACGCCGAGAGCGAGGAGAUGGAGAAGAUGAAGCAGAAGCAGCACCACGCCGAGGCCGAGCUGGAGGAACUGAAGAGCAAGAGGGAGGAGAGGAGGAAGGUCCUCGGGGAGGAGGAGAAGCAGAGGAAACGACAGCUGGAGGACAAGAAGAGCAAAGAGCAGGAGGAGAGGAAGAGGAUGAAGGAGGAGAUCGAGAAGAGGAGAGCGGAGGCUGCAGAGAAGAAGAAGCAGCUGGGGCAAGAGCCGCUGAAGCCCUCGUUCACCAUCAGCCCCAAAGGUUCAUCCAAGAUUGGGGAGAAGGCGGAAUUCUUGAGCAAAUCGGCUCAGAAAAGCGUGAGAGCGACGCACGCACCCAUCGUCUCCAAGAUCGGCAGCAGACUAGAACAGUACGCCUCCGCCAUCCAGGGGAACAAAGAGGUGAAGUCCCCCAAGCCUCUCAUGGCUGACAUCCCCUCAGGCGGCACCCGCAGCAUCAAGAGCAUGUGGGAGAGCGGCAACGUCUCUGACAAUCAAGUAAAUAAGGAUUGCGUGUCUAUUAAGGGAAGCGUCGUCAGUCGGACAACGAAGCCUGCACAGGCCGAUAAGACGCCACCUGCAGCAGCGGUGGUGACGAAGGCUGCAACAAGGCCUGAUAAAACCCAGCCUCCUGCAGAACAACGCACUAAUGACGUGAAUAAGCAAAGCGAUGUCUGUAACAAGCGCAACAUGUGGGAAACCAAAAAGAGCUCGACGCCAGCCAAGGUGUUGGUUGGAGUCAAAAGCAAGUUUGCUUAAAAAUGCCAGCAAAUAUUCACUGCCUGCCUUCAAGCAUGCUGCCGAGCGAGGAUCACAUGACCAGGAUGAGCCACACUGUCCCAUUCAUCUGAAGAGUUCAAAAACAAAAGUAGCAACCAGUGCAAAAACCAUUUAGUUUAACCAGAGCGAACACUGUUAUCAGUCCAAGAGCUGAAGUGUUUGUCAACAUGUUUAAAAGUUUCCUCCCCUUUACGAAAUUGUAGUUUUUACGUUCACUUUUGUGAUUUUAUUGCAGUGUGCGCCCACUGCUCUCAUCGAGCUUAUCAAAGCUAGUUAGGCUAGAGGUCAAGCCACCGAGCUGAAUAAGUUUGUAAUUAAAUGGUUUUCUAGCAAUGGAUGAUAAUCAAAUACAAAACAAUAUACUAGAUUACAGUCUUGAAAAGUAAACACCCUAAAGGUAAAGGCGCUUGUUCGAAAAUUAACACAAAAUCGCAACCCUAUGUCUAUUACUAGUAGUAUUAGUAUAAAUUGAUUGACAAAAGGUGAAACUCAGACCAGACAAUGAUGCAAUUUAUGCUAAUGCUAAUCUGGUUGAAGCAUCAUCGUGUUGCCGUGCAGAUAGCGUGUCGUUUUUAAUUUCAAUAAAAAGGCUCCCCUAAUUUAUUAAAUACAUUAAUUGAUAAUAACAAAACUGCAAAUUGUGUUAGUGCCGAGCGACUAACAUUUACGCUGAUACUAUUCCGCGUCAAAUGAGAAGCUUUUAAAAAAAUGUGUUUUUCAGUAUAUGUAUACAUCACGCUAAAUUGCUUUGAUCUCACUAACCUCCUGGUUGGUGGCGGCUCAAAUAUGCCCAUUUUAAAUUAAAACAUAAUAUAGUUAAAUGAUUUUUUUGUUACUAUGAAACUUCUGAUUGGCUCAAUAAAGGGAUACAAACA
This is a messenger RNA of Phyllopteryx taeniolatus (common seadragon), 3017 nucleotides long. RefSeq names its product caldesmon-like. The transcript is spliced from 15 exons. Gene Ontology annotation, molecular function: actin binding; myosin binding. Gene Ontology annotation, cellular component: actin cytoskeleton. The record is from RefSeq and is a predicted model, not a curated record. Bases 124 to 2121 code for a protein of 665 amino acids. Gene Ontology annotation, biological process: angiogenesis; actin filament bundle assembly. Lineage: Eukaryota; Metazoa; Chordata; Actinopteri; Syngnathiformes; Syngnathidae.